GACAUUGGUAUUCAUUGGUAACGAAGUAUAAAAUUUAUUGUUCCGCUGAUCAAGUUUUGAACUUUUCUGUACCGCUUAUUCUAGAAUCAUGGCUGACGACGAUUUGGAAGCUAUUCGUGCUCGCCGCAUGGCCGAGCUUCAACAACAGUAUGGGGGAUCUGGCGGUGGUCCCUCUCAAGAGGAGCAGCAGCAAGCUCAGAAACAGGCACAGGAUAUGAAGAACUCCAUCCUCAGUCAGGUGCUGGACCAGUCUGCCAGGACAAGAUUAAACACGAUAGCCGUGGCAAAACCUGAGAAGGCUCAGAUGGUGGAGAACCUCCUUGUACAGAUGACACGGACUGGACAAAUACAAACUAAGCUCGAUGAGCAUCAGCUGAUUGGCCUGCUGGAGAAAGUGAGUGAACAGACCCAGAAGAAGACCACAGUCAAGUUUGACCGGCGACGGUGUCAGAUGGAUGAUUCUGACGACGACAUGUAGCGGAAGAGCUGUGCAUACUUUGUGAACAUCGUGACAGCAGCCCAGAGCACGCAAGAUGGGACCUCGUCUGUGUUGAGGCAGCAAACUACCUGUGAUAUUCACAGGGCAUUCUCAUUGGACAGUUUGAUUGUAGCCCCUGGAAACUGACCAGUGCUUCUCUGUUCCCCAUUGAUUGGACAAUUAAAUAUCCAUGGUAACCAGUAUCAACCACAUGUGAAUUAUGCAAUGAUAAUGGAUGGUUUACUAUUGAACAUAUUGGAGCUCUGUGGUAGUUGUACCAUAUGAUGAUCUCCGGUAGUUUUCCUGGAAACCAAUUUGCAUUGUUUGAGCAGUAUGAAAGUCAGCUGUCCUUUACCUGAUGUUUAGAUGUAAAAUACUCAAAAUUUAAUUAUUUCCAUUUGUCCUUAAUUUUGAAAUGAAUUGGGUUUGAACAUUGUUGGAAGUGUGCCAGUUUCCAUGCCAACUGCCUCAAUCCAUGGUUACGGACCCUGUACUAUAGUUCCUGUUCAUAAUAAGUUCUUUUGUGGAUGAAUCCAUUCUGCCAACACAUGUGGAGGAGUCCAUUCUGUCAUCACAAUUUUCUUCCAUAUAUCCUGCUCUGUACCUGUAACAGCACUGCCAUGUUGCCUGUCUAGUUGUAUUUAAAAAAAACAAUCUGUAGCUUGAAAACAUGUACUCAUAGCCAUUACCUUGUCAUUACUUCACAGGUAUGUAACAAUAUGUACCUCCAACACCAACACACCACAAUCGCCAUUUUGAACUUUUAAGACAGCCUGGUUCCAGCGAGAGGGAAUCUACCAAGUGCUCAGAUUACAUUGCACAAAUGACAGCAUCUCUCUAUGUUAGCCAUACAAUCAUCAGCUCUACACAUUGCUUUUACACAUCUAUAAGGCAAUGUAGGCAAUGCAGGCUUCACACAAAGCUCUGUAUGGAGUCGGGUUUGUUUGACUUUAAUGAGUGAUAAAUAAUGUCAUUUCUUUAGCUGACUAAAUAUAGACAUGUACUUCAUUAAAACACAACAAAGCGGUAGUAUAGACCUAAGACCUAAGACCUGGAUUCGAUUCCUGACAUGGGUACAAUGUGUGAAACCCUUUUCUGGUGUCCCCAGUCGUAAUAUUGCUGGAAUAUUGCUAAAAGCUGCAUAAAAUCAAACUCACUCACUCACUCGUUUGUCAGAAGCUUGAGGGGUGGACUAUUGAGCAUGUUGAGUGAACCCCCAUCUCACUCAUCUGCCUGGUCAACCAGGAGGCAGUGGCACCAGUUAUUAUACAAAACUCAAUUUUAUACCAUUUAUGCAAGGAAUAGCUAACUCUAUGGUGAUUUUAUAAAAUUUAAUAAACUCCAGAUUCAGUAUUGCAGGUAAUGUUUUCGUUGGUUACCAUGGUUAUGCAAUAUAUGACCUGGCUAAAUAAGAACUUUACUCAUGCAAUAAAUCACUUGUUUGUGUGGUUCAGAUUUGAUAAUGAACGUGCAGCAGUGAUGUAAAAAAACAUUCACUUUUGUAUUUCUCCUGUAAGUGUGUGACAAAGGAUGUAGUUGCCAUGAUGACCAUGGUUACCUAUGUUAUCUUUGUCAGUUCACAAUAUCCAUCUUGUCUGUAGUAUGUAGUUUCCUUAGCUGGUUUCAAAUAGAAAAUCAUAAAGUGUAUGGGGUAUAUCUGGCGAAUGUGGAACAUUUUAUAUAUUUUCGUACAUGAUUUAUGCAUUUGACAAUUGUUAAUGGAUAAAAACCUAACCGUUGUAGUAGUAUCUUUGGAAAUUAAAGGAAACCUUUUCUACCUGUAAUUAGAAAUACAUCAAUACCAGUUAUUGAUGGGGGUUGCCACUAGCUAAGUAGUACAUGUGUUUGCUCAUCACAUCAAAGAUCUGGGUUCGGUUCACCGCAUGUGAAGCCAAUUGAUGGUGUCCCUGUCAUUCUAUUGCUGGAAUAUUGCUAAAAGUGGUGUGAAAAACAUACUCAAGUAAAUCUUUUAGUCUGCCAAACUAUUUUAGAGAAACCUGAUGACAGAAGCGAGUGGUACAUAUCUUGGAUUGUCAGUAGUCUACCCGGUAUCCAUGUUUUUACAUGUUAUGUAUGUGUGCCAUUUCAUUGCUUUGUAUUGUUCGAUGAAGUGAUGUUACAGCCCAAAUAAACAUUCUUUAUCAUG
Haliotis rufescens (red abalone) is the source of this 2624-nucleotide messenger RNA. Its product is annotated as programmed cell death protein 5-like. Gene Ontology annotation, cellular component: nucleus; cytosol. Gene Ontology annotation, molecular function: DNA binding. Lineage: Eukaryota; Metazoa; Mollusca; Gastropoda; Lepetellida; Haliotidae. The transcript is spliced from 5 exons. The record is from RefSeq and is a predicted model, not a curated record. Bases 89 to 478 code for a protein of 129 amino acids.